UAGAUAUUUUAUAUGUUUCAAAACAAUCGGUUCUAUUAUUUUUUAUAAGAAAUAAAAAAUAUGUUUGAUGCAAACUUUUUGCUAAGCACUGUAUAAAUUUUCGUAUUUUUCUCUGUAGAAUCUAGUUUAUAUUUAAUAGAAAAUAUUAAAUUAGUAUUAAUAGUUAAUUUAAUUUUAUUUAUUUUAUAGAGACAGCUUUUGGUACCUCAAUAGGUGCUCAAAAUCAAGAAAACAUAGAAUACGUACAGGCAAUAAAAACAUUUUUGGAAAUAUUUGUCUAUCGUUUCUACUCAGGUUGGAUGGGAUAUCUUAUCUUCUUUAGAUUUUCCGAACAUUACAAAAAAUAUCACAAAACGGUGAAAAUUUUGCAUGAAUUUUGCGAAGAUGUUAUUAAAAAACGAAAAGAGAAAUUUCGGAAAAAAGACAAGAUAAAUGAGGAUGAAAAUGAUGGAAUAAAAAUCCGUUCGGCCUUGCUGGACAUGUUAUUGGAGGCCAAUCAAAAUGGAGAAAAUUUAUCUGAUGAAGAUAUUAGAGAUGAAGUGAAUACGUUCAUGUUUGAGGGACAUGAUACUUCAGCUACAGCAACAUGCUUCACAUUGUACGCGCUAGCUCAAAAUCCCACAAUACAGGACAAGGUUUACCAGGAAAUUUGCGAAGUAAUUGGUAAUGAUCCAAAGGAAGAAAUAACGUUAUCACAAAUCAACAAUUUGAAGUAUAUGGAUAUCGUUGUUAAGGAGGCUCUGAGAAUAUAUCAGCCUGUACCAUUAAUUGAAAGAAACAUUGAUGCAGAUUGGAUAUUAG
This is a messenger RNA of Sitophilus oryzae (rice weevil), 801 nucleotides long. RefSeq names its product cytochrome P450 4d2-like. The record is from RefSeq and is a predicted model, not a curated record. Gene Ontology annotation, molecular function: oxidoreductase activity, acting on paired donors, with incorporation or reduction of molecular oxygen; monooxygenase activity; iron ion binding. NCBI's taxonomy places the organism in Eukaryota, Metazoa, Arthropoda, Insecta, Coleoptera, Curculionidae.